UUCGUAGUAUCGCUGUCCCUUCUCCACUGUUCUCUGCUCCCAGACUUCACUCUGUCCACCGCUUUUCCACGGCAUUACUUCAAAAACAGUUAUUUCCACCACCAGCACCAUGGCUUCUGGAAAUGCUAAGAUCGGCCAGGCCGCCCCCAACUUUCAGGCCACAGCACUACACAUUGAUGGAUCCUUCAAAGAGAUAAAGUUAUCAGAUUACAAAGGAAAGUAUGUGGUGCUCUUUUUCUACCCUCUGGACUUCACCUUUGUUUGUCCCACUGAGAUCGUGGCCUUCAGCGAUCGAUCUGAUGACUUCCGUCAAAUCAACUGUGAAGUUAUUGGAGCCUCUGUUGACUCUCACUUCUGUCACCUUGCCUGGACCAACACACCAAGGAAACAGGGAGGCUUGGGUAAAAUGAAAAUCCCUCUUCUUGCAGAUCUUACCAAAUCUAUCUCAAGAGACUAUGGUGUGCUCAAGGAGGAUGACGGCAUUUCAUACAGGGGUCUGUUCAUUAUCGACGACAAGGGCAUUCUGAGACAGAUCACCAUCAAUGACCUGCCCGUGGGUCGAUCUGUGGACGAGACCCUGCGUCUGGUCCAGGCUUUCCAGUACACUGACAAGCAUGGAGAAGUCUGCCCUGCUGGUUGGAAACCUGGCAGUGACACAAUCGUCCCAGAAGUUGGGAAGAGCCAAGCUUACUUCUCCAAGCAGUAAAAACAAACAUUUGCCUCUGGUUUCCAAACAUCGCACUUGCCACAAAUGAUUCCUAGCAGUUGCGUCCAUUUAUAUGAACACAUAUGGGGUUAAAUAAUGCUUUUUCUUGUCCAGUGUAGAAGGGUUGGACUGACCUCAUAGUCUAAAGCACUGAAGUUAGUUGUUCUGAAGGUAGUUGUUGUUUUACAAAAAUGAUCAAUAUUUGUCCUUUCUAA
Messenger RNA from Periophthalmus magnuspinnatus, 921 nucleotides. It is a transcript of the gene prdx2, whose product is annotated as peroxiredoxin 2. Gene Ontology annotation, biological process: leukocyte activation; response to oxidative stress; cell redox homeostasis. Gene Ontology annotation, molecular function: thioredoxin peroxidase activity. The transcript has 6 exons. NCBI's taxonomy places the organism in Eukaryota, Metazoa, Chordata, Actinopteri, Gobiiformes, Gobiidae. Gene Ontology annotation, cellular component: cytosol. The record is from RefSeq and is a predicted model, not a curated record. Bases 110 to 706 code for a protein of 198 amino acids.